UUCUUUAUUGCUAUGGAUGACUUGUUAUAUCAACUAGGAAAUACUUUGUUCCAGGAAUAUCAAUGGAAUCAAACAAACAAUUUUUCUCUUAAUAACCGACACUCUCAACUUUCUAUAAGCAAGUUAGCUAUAAGGAACUGCGUGCAGAAGACCACAAGAAAACAAGAUUGUCCUCUCAUAGAGAAACAAGCUGAUACAUUAUUGCACAACCCUUUUCAAGAAGCGAGCUUGUUGAAUCCUUCAUUGAAAACCAUUCAGCGAAAAACAAAAAAUGAGGACUUUACAUGUUUUUUGGAUAAACCCAUUGCGGUUGGUAUCGAAAUUUUUCAAAUGAUAUUGGAUUGGAUGGGAAUUCCUUGUUUUGAGAAUGCAGAAUCUAAUCAUAUCAAGUGGUCAACUUGGUUGGAAAAUAUUUUGGAGGAAACAUAUGAAGCUUAUCAGUUACUAGUACAACAUUUUUACAUUACUUGGAAAUUGCAAUAUCGUCAUCAAUAUGGCUUGGACCUUAUCAAAUCUCAUCCCUUUGAGUUGGAAGAAAUAUCUUCAAAACUCUAUGGAAAAGAGAAAAUGAUAUCUUUGCAGACUUUUUCGAAAUGGAAAAAUGAUAAUAAGCAAUCAACGGACUCAGUGUCCCAUAAAAAUUUUGUACAUUUCUACAACAUUGAAUAUACUGAUCCAUUGGAUGAUUUUCUUGACAUUGCUGGUAAUGAAACUCAAGAUAGAAUUCGACAAAAGUAUCAUCCAGAGGAGGAAGAAACAGAGAAAACUGUAAAUAAUUUUAUACAACAGAAGACUGAUCCAAUAUUUCGUUUAAAUAUUCCCAAAAAUAUUUCUAUUUCUGCUGCUUUUAUGUCGCUGAUUCAACAGUUGAUGGGUUGCAAGUCAUUUGUAUUACUGCCACCUCCAUUGGAAAUACUUUUCAUGGGAGUAGUUAUGGUUUAUCAUUAUUUGACAUUAGCGACUUACAAAGGACAAAAAUGUCUUUGGAUUGCACAAGAUGAAUAUCCUUUUGUUGCUGCCUUAUUGGAAGACUGCAUCGGACCUCAACUGGUUUUCGAUCUAUCCUCGGAUAAAAGUUGUUGCUAUUUAUGUCAUGUCCAUCAUUUAUCGGAAAUACCAAGAGACGAAGAGUUUUCAUUUGUUGUAUACACUGUUCAAUCUUUUACUUUUGAAACAGAGAGUUUGAAUGAGAAGAUGUAUUGGGAGUUUUGUUCUCCUUUUAUAGAAACUUGUGAUGCUUGUCUCAUUGAUCCUCUAUCGACGAAUAUAGGGACUGUAGAUAUUGAUUCAGUUGUUUCCAUGCUGAACCAUUCAAGUUCGAAUAUGCGUAUCGUAGAUGUACAAGAUACACAGUUAGACAAUUUGCUAAACCAUCUUCGUCAAACAUGGAUAGCUUUUCAACCAUCUGGAUAUCAAAUAGAAGGAUUGAAAAUGAUUGAAGAACAUGCAUAUACAUACAUUCAACAACUCCAAGAUAGUUGCAAUUUAAGCAUACCUUGUAAUGUAAGCUUGGUUGAUUUAAGUGCAACUAGUAUUGAGAACACUUUGUACAAAGCUAGACAUCAUGUUCAGGGACAUUUUCAAACUCUUCAAGCUCAUAAGCCUCAGAAGAGUUAUCAUCAUGAUUCGCAUUUAUCAUAUCAAACAACAUCGAAUGAUACUUUUCUAUCAGAUAUUCAAUGUCUCAUAGCACUUCAUACUUUAAGAACUGCGUAUGAUUAUGCUCAACAUGAUGGAUUAUUUGGAGCAUCCAAAUAUUUGGAAACAGCAAAAAACCGCUAUGGUUCUAUGUUACCUUGUAUGAGAGCCUUACAAGAUAUUUUGGAGGACUUGGGACAAGUAGAUAAGCUGCUACAUCCCAAGACGGAUUUGAUUAUUCAGAUAUCGAAGCAAUUGAAACAGACCUAUGAACAACAUCGAAAAUGUUUACCCAACUUUCGAAACAUUCCUUUUCGCAUUUUGAUAAUAACGCAGACUCGUUAUACAACUUGUAUAUUAAAACGAGACCUUUACAAUAGAGGAUUGAAGAACAGCAAAUCAGGAAUAGACAUUAUGGAAAGAAGCAGUUUGCUAAGACAACAAGAUAUUCGUCGAUAUUAUGCCAUUUUGGAUAUUUCCAUAUUGGAAUGGAAACCUAUCAAUUCCAUAUGCUUUCAUGAAGCUUUAUCUCAUUGGCCAAUUUGUAUAGCAAAGCAAUUGUAUGAAUGGAUUAUGUCACAAGUUGUUCAAUAUCGAUGCAUCGUUUUGGAUCGAUUCAACUGUAUUCAGGACUCUCAUUUGAAAUGGAGGACAUAUGAUCAUUUGUAUCAGACCAUUUUAUCUCGUUUGACUUGUAAGAAAACUUUCAAUCCUAUUCCUAAUGAAGAUUGUCAAUAUGGUAUAUAUGGUAUAACACUUGGAACUGUAGAAUUGAAUCAAGGAUUGAAUGUAUUAUUAUCUCAUUGCAUGGAAAUGUAUCCUCACCUAAAUACUAUUUUUCUAUGUUGCCUAGCAACUCAACCACAAAAUGAUAGAAAACAUAUGAUUCAUUUAUCAACUCGUAUCCAAAUGAAUCCUCACUUUCGGCGUACCUUUUCUGUCAAGUUUUUCUUCCACAACAAAGAUUAUGAAAGAUGGUUAAAGAGUCUUACAGCUAGAAAUAAGAAAUAUAAGAUAUUGAGAGAUUGGUGACCAAGACAAACAAACCAAGUUGCAAUGGAAGGCAACCAUUUGAAAAGGUAAAU
This is a messenger RNA of Galdieria sulphuraria, 2723 nucleotides long. RefSeq lists its product as uncharacterized. NCBI's taxonomy places the organism in Eukaryota, Rhodophyta, Bangiophyceae, Galdieriales, Galdieriaceae. The transcript is spliced from 5 exons. The coding region runs from base 13 to 2670 and encodes 885 amino acids. The record is from RefSeq and is a predicted model, not a curated record.